Mytilinidion resinicola is the source of this 5181-nucleotide messenger RNA. RefSeq names its product glycogen debranching enzyme. Bases 218 to 4903 code for a protein of 1561 amino acids. Lineage: Eukaryota; Fungi; Ascomycota; Dothideomycetes; Mytilinidiales; Mytilinidiaceae. The record is from RefSeq and is a predicted model, not a curated record. Gene Ontology annotation, molecular function: 4-alpha-glucanotransferase activity; amylo-alpha-1,6-glucosidase activity. The transcript has 3 exons. Gene Ontology annotation, biological process: glycogen catabolic process; glycogen biosynthetic process.
CCUGCUCGAAUGGCUGCGGCUCUUUCCACGCCCGCAUCUAACGUCUAAGUGCUCUCUGUUGCUGCCAUUCUUCUCUCCUCAUACCUCUCCCCCCUCAAUCCUCAACCUUUUCAGCGUUAUCCUUACAGCCCUAUCAAAACGCGAAGCGCGAGCUUUUGUUGCACAUCACCCUACCGCUUUUAUCCCAGCUCUCAGUUCUCAGCCAUCCCAAGCGAAAAUGACUACAGUCGCGCAGCCCUCCUCCCAGGAAGUGUACCUGCUGCCAUUGACCGACAGCGGUGCACCAGAUGUCCCUGGCACCUACAUCUACCUCCCCCCACCGAAAGAGCAGAGUCCCUACGUUGUACGAUUCCUGGUCGAGGGAACCAGUUCGAUAUGUCGGAAAGGCAGUCUCUGGGUGAACAUUCCUGCCAAAGGAGAGCCUUUCAAGAGGGACAAGUAUCAUGAGUACAAAUUAACGCCAGACUUCAAUCGGUGCACCGAGAUCGACAUUCCCAUCCACACCGCUGGAGCCUAUGCAUUCUAUACGACCUACUCGCCGCUACCGGCCUUCUCUACCUCCUCGGUCGACCCUCCGAAGCCUACUCGAACGGCUACCUACUACAUCGAUGUCUGCCCAAAACUCACAGUCAAAAAGUCCUUCAUGCCAAUUGAUUCCCUAAUUGUCUUUUCUGUCAUUUCCAAGUUCAUGGGCAAAUACCCCGACAAUUGGGACAAACAUCUGCAUGGCAUCAGCCAGAGGGGGUACAACAUGGUCCAUUUCACGCCGCUAAUGAUGAGAGGAGAUUCCAACUCGCCCUACAGUAUAUACGACCAGCAUCAUUUCGACAAGACGUCCUUCCCGAAUGGUGAGAAAGAUGUUGCCCGAAUGGUCAAGAAGAUGGAAGAGGAGUACAAUAUGCUUGCCAUGACAGAUGUCGUGUGGAACCAUACAGCCAACAACAGCAAAUGGCUUGAGUAUCACCCAGAGGCUGGGUACACCGUAGAGACCGCUCCAUGGCUCAAGCCAGCCCUGGUCCUCGAUACCGCUCUGCUCAAGUACAGCAAGGAUCUGCGAUCUUUGGGCCAGCCAAUCGACAUCAAAUCUAUUGACGACCUUUUGAAGAUCAUGGAGGGUGUCAAGACUCAUGUGCUCGGCGCUUGUCGGUUGUGGGAAUUCUAUGUUCUAGAUGUGGAGCGCGAUACUAAAGCCACAGUACAAGCCUGGUCAGAAGGCCAAGCAACCUUUCCCGAUAAUUCGUUUAGCGGUCUCGGUGAUCGAGGCCUCGAUGAAGUCAAAGAUUGGCCGCUCAAGAAGAAGGCGGACUGGUGCAUUGAGAACGGUUUGCUCGGAGGCGACAGAUUUGGAGAAAGAUUUCGGCGACGGAUAGAUCCAGCGACUGGUGCUGGGCUCCUCUCUGCGCUCUUUGGCCGUUUUGACACCACGACAACCGAUACGCCUGAUAAGCGAGCAGCACACGGUACGAUAUACCGGAUUCUCGAGGAGAUCAACCUCCAAUACUACCGGGAAUAUGACGCGGAUACGGCCGAGAUCAUGGAACAGCUUUUCAACCGCAUCAAGUACUGUCGACUUGAUGACAACGGCCCUAAAAUGGGCCCAAUUACUGACAAGAGCCCCUUGAUUGAGUCAUAUUUUACGCGAUUGCCUCUUAAUGACGUUACCAAGAAGCACAACCCUGAAGCACUGGCCCUGGUCAACAACGGUUGGGUCUGGGCGGCGGAUGCCAUGAAAGACAAUGCUGGUUGGAAGUCCCGAGCUUACCUCCGACGAGAAGUCAUCGUUUGGGGCGACUGCGUUAAGCUUCGCUAUGGAGAUGGCCCUCAUGAUAACCCAUUUUUGUGGGACUUCAUCGCCAAAUACACCAGGCUCAUGGCGAAGUACUUCCACGGUUUCCGCAUCGACAAUUGCCAUUCCACUCCGAUACACUUGGCCGAAUACAUGCUUGACCAGGCGAGACAGGUCAAUCCCAAUCUUUUCGUCGCUGCGGAACUCUUUUCUGGCUCCGAAGAGAUGGACUACAAAUUUGUUAUGCGGCUCGGGCUUUGUGCAUUGAUUCGAGAGGGCAUGCAAGCAUGGAGCACGCAGGAGCUUAGCCGCUUGGUUCAUCGUCACGGUGGGAGGCCCGUCGGUAGCUUUGAAGUCGACGAGGUCAUGAACGCAGAAAACACCGAAAAAGCAAUAGAGAAUGGAGUGCCGGCCGAGUUGGCCGCGACCCACGAAGUGAUCCACAAGAUCAAACAGAGCCCUGUCCACGCACUUUUUAUGGACUGUACGCACGACAACGAAACGCCUGCUCAAAAGCGGGAUGCUAGAGACACACUAUCUAGCGCUGCUUUGGUCGCAAUGUGCGCGUGCGCAACUGGUAGUGUCAUGGGAUUCGACGAGGUCUACCCGAAGCUCAUCGAGUUGGUGCACGAGAAACGACUCUACUCUUCUGCCUACUCUACCGGAGCGCCUGUAAAGGGCGAAGCUGGUGAAGGCGGUAUUGGUGGAAUCAAGAAGAUCCUCAACGAGAUUCAUGUCUUGAUGGGCAAAGAAGAAUACGACGAAACAUUUAUCCAUCAUGACCACGAAUACAUCACAGUGCAUCGAGUCCACCCUAAGUCGAGAAAGGGAUACUUCCUCAUUGCGCACACGGCUUUCCCCGGAUAUGGCAACGGCAACGGCGGAUUCCCUACGACCAACCUUCCUGGCACGCAGGCUAAGUUGAUUGGAGCCUGGAACCUGGAAGUGGAUACUAGUGAUUCGGUGAAGCUAGCGGCUAUUGAAGACACGACAACGUUGCGCGGACUGCCCAGUCAUACUAAGAACUUGGAAGGUGUCAAGGUUGAAUCCUCGGGUAACUCAACGAACAUCACCAUACCCGAUUUCUUUCCGCCUGGCAGCAUAGCUCUUUUCGAGACCUCAGUCCCAAGCGCAGAGCACGCAGAGGGUCUUGACAAGUUCGUUACUAGGGGUGCCGCUGCAGCUUUCGAAGGUUGCGAUCUCUCUGAUCUAAACUUCAUCUUGUACAGAUGCGAUCCAGAAGAGAAAGAUGCAAGCGAUGGGAAAGAUGGAACAUACAACAUUCCCGGCCAUGGCAAUCUGGUUUAUGCAGGGCUACAAGGCUGGUGGAGCGUUCUGCAAGACAUCGUCAAUGACAACAAUCUCGGUCAUCCAGUCUGCCAGCACCUUCGAGAAGGUCAAUGGGCAUUGGAUUAUUGCGUCAACCGCUUGGAGAAGGCAUCUUCCAAGAGGUUAUACCAUCGUAUCAAGCCGGUAGCCAUCUGGCUUAAGGAAAGAUUUGACGCUAUCCGCAAGAUUCCGAGUUUCCUUCUCCCCCGAUACUUCGCAAUGGUCAUUCAAACUGCGUAUAAUGCCGCCUACGACCGGUCCAUUGAGCUCAUGGGCGAUAAUGUUCAGCAAGGGCAGCCGUUCUUGAAGAGCCUUGCUCUUGUUAGCAUUCAGGUCACUGGUUACAUGAACAAUACUUCUUUGUGGCCAGAAAAGAAGGUUGCGAGCAUGGCAGCAGGUCUCCCGCAUUUCUCGUACGACUGGGCCCGAUGCUGGGGCCGCGACAUAUGUAUCUCGGCACGAGGCCUUUACAUGGGCACCGGGCGCUUUGCCGACGCAAAGGAACACAUCCUGGCAUUUGCCAGUGUCCUCAAGCAUGGCAUGAUCCCCAACCUUCUCAGCAGUGGGAAGCUUCCCAGAUACAACUCCCGGGAUUCAAUCUGGUGGUUCCUGCAGAACGUUCAAGAUUACACCAAGAUUGUUCCAGAUGGCAUAACCCUCCUUCAAGAGAAGACGAAAAGGCGAUUCCUUCCCUAUGACGACACAUGGUUCCCCGAUACGGAUAAAAGGGCGUACUCGAAGUCCUCUACUAUCGAAGACGUGAUUCAAGAGGCUUUACAACGACAUGCGUCGGGCAUGGACUUCCGAGAGUAUAACGCCGGACCAGAUCUGGACAGUCAGAUGAAAUCGGAAGGGUUCAACAUAAAGAUCUGGACUGACUGGGAAACCGGCAUGAUCUUUGGCGGCAAUCAAUUCAACUGCGGCACAUGGAUGGACAAGAUGGGCGAGAGCGUAAGAGCCGGCAGCAAGGGUGUUCCUGGUACCCCAAGAGACGGUGCAGCAGUCGAAAUUACGGGCAUGCUGUACAGCACCCUAGCCUGGGUCGAUCAACUACGCCAAGAAGGAAAGUACAAGUACGACGGAGUCAGCAUCGACGGCGGCGACAAAAUCGUCUCCUUCAAAGAUUGGGCUGCCAAGAUCAAAGCAAACUUCGAAAAGAAUUACUACAUCCCUCUCGACGCGUCCAAGGAUUCCGAAUACGAUGUCAACACUUCCAUUAUCAAUCGCCGUGGCAUCUAUAAAGAUCUCUACCGGUCUGGAAAAGAGUACGAGGACUACCAGCUCCGCCCUAAUUUCCCUGUCGCCAUGAGCGUCGCGCCCGACCUCUUUGACCCCGAGCACGCUCUUCACGCCCUCUCCAUGGCCGACAAGGUCCUCCUAGGGCCCCAAGGAAUGGCGACCCUCGACCCCUCUGACCUCAACUACCGCGGCUACUACAACAACGCCGAGGAUUCCGACAACUUCCACACCGCAAAGGGCCGCAACUAUCACCAGGGCCCCGAGUGGGUGUGGCCCACGGGCUUCUUCCUCCGCGCGCUGCUGAAGUUUGACCUCAUGCGCCGCGAGACGCCGGCGGAGCGGGUGGAGAGCUACCAGCAAGUCACGAAGAGGUUGGCCGGGUGCAUGAAGGCGAUCAAGGAGAGUCCGUGGGCGGGGUUGACGGAGCUGACGAAUAAGGAUGGGGCGUUCUGUGGGGAUUCGUGCCCAACUCAGUCUUGGUCUGCGAGCUGCAUCAUCGACCUCUUCCAAGACGCGCGCGAGUAUGAGAUUAAAGAGGCGGAUCAGUAGAUAUGGGGCCUUGGUGGGGAUGGUGUAGCGCGUUUCUUCUUUCUUCGAUUGUAUACACCUUUUUUGUUAGAGCUUGGAGGGGCGGUGGGUGAUGGGUACGCUGGGCAUGAUGAAGACGAACGAAAAGAUUAGAGUAGAUUGAUGACCUAAGACCGAACGCAUUCCUAAAUUCGCACAGACCUUUUUGUUUCCAAAGACGUUGAACUAUGGAGAAGACCAUGAUGGUUGUUUUGCUUGAGCUAUUAUGUUCUAUUUGAACCUACUAGAAUUACACCACC